UUGUACAAAUGAUGACGUAAUGGACAUUCGAGGGGAUGGCGGGUUUGCAAAAUAUUUGUCACUUGAUGAAUUUAUAAAAUUGUUAUCGAAAAAACCGAAGAGAGAGGUAAAAUUACCGGAAGAUUGGCGUAAUACAAUUGAAGACUAUUAUAAGGAGACAACCAAAAGCGGAUCAAAAAAAAGUAUAUCUGAUUGGAUUCGCAUUACAGAAGAGCUAAAUGUUUUAAAAGAAGAAGAUAGCGAAGAGCUGAUAAAAUUAAAAAAAUAUUUAAAUCGAGUUAUGCUUUCAUUGGUCGAAUCAUUCACAAAAUACAUCCCAGAUAUAAAUGCCUCAACCACUAGCGAACACCAUUAUUGGUCGGAAUUUGGCCAUCGUUUCUUUUCAAGAGCAUUACAAGAAUUCGUAGGUGUUGACUGGAGGGC
Messenger RNA from Acaulospora colombiana, 423 nucleotides. The record is from the annotation of a GenBank genome assembly. Lineage: Eukaryota; Fungi; Glomeromycota; Glomeromycetes; Diversisporales; Acaulosporaceae.